Molecule: messenger RNA, 6942 nt
Organism: Orcinus orca (killer whale)
Lineage: Eukaryota; Metazoa; Chordata; Mammalia; Artiodactyla; Delphinidae
Gene: ZNF879
Product: zinc finger protein 879
Exons: 7
Coding region: 174-2777 (867 amino acids)
Biological process (GO): regulation of transcription by RNA polymerase II
Molecular function (GO): DNA-binding transcription factor activity, RNA polymerase II-specific; RNA polymerase II cis-regulatory region sequence-specific DNA binding
Source: RefSeq, a predicted model, not a curated record
CUCUGCGGUUCUCCUUUGCGCACGCGCAUUUUUGUCCGGCGGCCUGGCGGCGGCGGCGACAACAAAUAUCCCUGCGAUAGGUGUUCCCCUUGCCUGCAGUAAGGGCCGCAGCUUCGAGUCCCCGUCCUGGCGAGCCCAGGUGCCUUCUCCAAGAGGAGCAGCAGGAGGGAGACAUGGCCACAAGAUUGCUGCCAGCCCAGGCUCUGGAGUCUGUGACAUUCAGGGAUGUGGCUGUGUUCUUCAGCCGGGAUGAGUGGUUGCAUCUGGACUCUGCGCAGAGAACCUUGUACCAGGAGGUGAUGUUGGAGAACUACAGCACUCUGUUCUCGCUGGGGAUUCUGUUUUCCAAACCAAAAGUUAUCCUCCAGUUAGAGCAAGGGGAAGACCCCUGGAUGGUGGAAAAUGGAGUUUCUCAAAGCACAUGUCUAGGAUGGGACAGCUUGUUUGAAACCACAGUUUCUGAAGAAGAAAAUCAGGAAGUAAUGAAUCAACUCAUAGGUGUUGGUCCUUUUGACUUCAAGUUGGGAGAAAUUUACAUAAAUGAGGAAAAACUAGAGAAUCAGCAAGGCAAAAAGAACAGACCUUUGAGGGGAGUCUUAGUUACCAUCAAGAAAACCUGUAUGAAGGAGAAGAGCUUUACAGGUAUUGACCUUGGGAAAAAUCUUGAUCUAAAAUUAUCACUUAUUAGAAAACCCAGAAUUGUUUCCAGAGGAAGGAAACCCUGUUCACAGCAGUAUUCAAUUCUAUUUAAACAGCUGGGAAUCAACACAGUGCGUAAGUGUUACAAGUGUAGUAUCUGCGGGAAAAUCUUCCUCCACAGUUCUUCUCUGAGUAAACAUCAGAGAAUCCAUACUGGAGAGAAGCUCUAUAAAUGUAAGGAAUGUAGGAAAGCUUUUAGCCAAAGCUCAUCUCUAACUCAGCACCUGAGAGUUCAUACUGGAGAGAAGCCUUAUAUAUGUAGUGAAUGUGGAAAAGCCUUCAGUUUCACUACAUCUCUCAUUGGACAUCAGAGAAUGCAUACUGGAGAGAGACCCUAUAAAUGUAAUGAAUGUGGAAAAACAUUUAAAGGUAGUUCAUCCCUUAAUAAUCACCAGCGAAUUCAUACUGGAGAAAAGCCCUAUAAGUGUAAUGAAUGUGGGAGAGCCUUUAGCCAGUGCUCCUCUCUCAUUCAGCAUCAUAGAAUUCAUACUGGAGAGAAACCGUAUGAAUGUAGUCAGUGUGGGAAAGCCUUUACUUCAAUAUCGCGGCUAAGUAGACACCAUAGAAUUCAUACUGGAGAGAAACCCUUUAAUUGUAAUGAGUGUGGAAAAGUAUUUAGUUACCACUCAGCUCUUAUUAUACAUCAGAGAAUUCACACUGGUGAGAAACCUUAUGCCUGUAAAGAAUGUGGGAAAGCCUUCAGCCAAAGCUCAGCUCUUAUACAACAUCAAAGAAUUCAUACUGGAGAAAAACCUUACAAAUGUAAUGAAUGUGGGAAAGCUUUCUCCUGGAUUUCACGGCUUAAUAUACACAACAGAAUCCAUACUGGAGAGAAACCAUAUAACUGUAAGGAAUGUGGAAAGGCCUUCAGUUCCCACUCAGCAGUUAAUACUCAUCGAAAAAUUCAUACUGGAGAGAAACCUUAUAAAUGUAAUGACUGUGAAAAAGCCUUCAACCAAAGCUCAGCUCUCAUUCAGCACCAGAGAAUUCAUACUGGAGAGAAACCGUAUAACUGUAAAGUAUGUGGGAAAGCCUUUAGACAGAGUUCAUCCCUUAUGACACAUACGAGAAUUCAUACAGGAGAAAAGCCUUAUAAAUGUAAAGAAUGUGUGAAGUGCUUCAACCAGAGUCUACAUCUUACUGAACACCAGAGAAUUCAUACUGGUGAGAAACCUUACAAAUGUAAUGAGUGUGGGAAAACCUUCAGCCACAGAUCAUCCCUUCUUUCCCAUCAGAGAAUUCAUACUGGAGAGAAACCUUACAAAUGUAAUGAAUGUGAGAAAGCAUUUAGCAGUAGUUCAACCCUUAUCAAACAUCUGAGAGUGCAUACUGGAGAGAAACCCUAUCAGUGCAAGGAAUGUGGUAAAGCCUUUAGCCAGUGUUCAACCCUCACUGUACAUCAGAGAAUUCAUACUGGAGAGAAACUCUAUAAAUGUGGAGAAUGUGAGAAGGCCUUCAAUUGUAGAGCAAAACUUCAUAGACAUCAAAGAAUCCAUACAGGUGAGAAACCCUAUAAAUGUAGUGAAUGUGGGAAAAGUUACAUCCAGUUUACAUCCCUGGCUGAACAUCAGAGGCUUCAUACUGGAGAACAACUGUGUAAAUGCUUGGAAUGUGGGAGAAACUUCACUCGCAUCUCAACCCUUAUUGAACAUCAGCGUAUUCAUACUGGACAAAAACCAUAUCACUGUAAUGAAUGUGGGAAAGCCUUCAACCAGUAUUCAUCCUUUAAUGAACAUCAGAAAAUUCAUACUGGGGAAAAACUUUACACAUGUGGAGAAUGUGGGAAAGCCCUUGGUUGCAAAUCUAACCUUUAUAGGCAUCAGAGAAUUCAUACUGGAGAGAAACCCUAUCAGUGUAAUCAGUGUGGAAAAGCUUUCAGCCAGUAUUCAUUCCUAACUGAACAUGAGAGAAUCCAUACUGGAGAGAAACUCUAUAAAUGUAUGGAAUGUGGGAAAGCCUACAGUUACAGAUCAAACCUUUGUAGACACAAAAAAGUUCACAAUAAAGAAAAACUCUAUAAAUGGAAGGAAUAUGGGAUCAGAGAAUUUCUUAGAGGAGAAAAGCCCUGUGAGGUUUAAUUCAUCUCUCAAAUAAUUUAAGAUUUCUCAUUGGAGAAUAAUCAGGAGAAUAAUAAAUAGGGCACAGACUUCUGAUAGAUCAAGUCUUUUUUUUUUCUUCUUCUAGAGAAAAUAGUUACCAUUAAGUAAUGGUAAAAUUAAUCAACGAAUAUUAAGAGCACUGACUUGUCAAAUUUUAUAAGAACCAGUAAAUUCUAAGGUUUCUAAAAACAUAAAAAUUUUAAAUUCAUAGAAAAAUGUAAAAGUCCUAAGUUUAAAAAACAUGAAAAUAAUGGAAUGUAAGUUUUAUUUCCUUCAUUAGAUUUUAUUCCCUUUCUAACAGUAAUCUUCAAUAUGAAUUUUCUUUUAAAAAUAGUCAUUGAGUUAUUAAUAACAUGAAUAAGUAUGGAGCCUUAUUUUCUAAAAUGACAGACAGAUGUAGGACAUGCUUUCUUUCAUAAAGAGAAACUAAAAAUAGAAAGGACUUCUUUAAAUUUAGAUUUUCAUAUGGAAAUAAUCAAGCUCACUUUUUAUGAACUGCCUCACCAGCAAUCUAUACUUAUACAUAUAUGCACAUAAAUGUGUGUGUAUGCAUGUGUAUAUAUACACACACAGAAUUUUGGAUUAUAUGUAUAUUUUUCCCAAAAGUCUUUGAUGAUUAAAAAAUGUGGUUUUAUUAAUUUAGAAUUUAGUUUUGAAAAUUAAAGUUUUGCCCAGUGGUGUCUCUUCCUUUUCCUUAUAUUAUUUUUUAUAUGAUAUGAUUGCUGAAUAGUCUUUAGAAGUUGGAGUAAACUGAAACAAAUGGAGAGACUGUCAUGCAAAUACUCUCUUAUAGGUUGCAGAAGGGAUAUAUUUCCAGAAUCUGAUUAUACACCUGGUAGCUCAUUAGAGCCAGGAGAGAUUUUAAUUUAGUUUAUUUAUAGCCUUUCAUUUUCCUAAUGAAGAAAUUGAGCUUAUUGAGUAGCGUUAAGACUAGAAUCUAGGUCUUCAGUUUUCUGUGGUAAUUUUAGGUUCAUUUCCAACCUCAAGUCCCAAGAGUCCAAGUCCCAAAGCUAUUUGUUUUGUAAACUGGAUAGGCACAUUUGCAUUAAUUUAAUCAGUUUUAUUUUUAUGUUUGACAAGUUCCCCCUGACUUUAAUCUUAAUAAUUGACUUAAAAUCAUGUUUUUCCUUUUUAUUAUAUGUCCCUAAUUAUACCUGCUGUUUUAGUAACUGUACAUAAAUCCUGAAACCCAGCUGAGGUACGGAUGGUGAAAUUGCAUUUGGGGGUUUCAUGUACAAGAUUGCCUUUUUGUUUAUUUUUGUUUACACAUCUUUUAGGACUUCUUUUGUGUAAAGUGAUACAUGAAUAUUUUAUUAUUAAACAUUCUAAUCAUCAGUUAAAACUGGUUAUCCAAACAUUUUCCGUGUUUUUUAGAAAGAUUUCAUUUUCCCCUGGGCCUACUUCCUCCAAUUUUAUAUUUUACUUUCACGAUUGGUAUCAUUCAAAAAAUUGUUUUAGUAAAAUUAUGUAGAACUCUCUAUCUGAGAAAGGUUUUAGAAUUAAACUCAAGCAUUCAGCAUUUGACUUGUCUUAGCUCAUUAGAAAGUGUUUUCUUGGGAAUUCCCUAGUGGUCCAGUGGUUAGGAGUCAGUGCUUUCACUGCCAGGGCCCUAGUUCCAUCCCUGGUCAGGGAACUAAGAUUCCGCAAGCUGCAUGACACGGCCAAAAAAAGUGUUUUCUUAUAUAUUUAAGUAUAUUUAUAAGGAAAAUGAAGAUUUUAAACCCCAGUUUUUAACAUCAUACAGAGCCACUUGCAAGAUAUUCUAGAUAAAAACAUAUUUGAUUACCCAAUAGCAGUGACCAAACUUAGUACGAAGAUUUUGGUUUCUAAAUGCCAUUUCCCACUAAAAGGAACUAGGGCUCCUUGGAGAAAUGGCUGAUUCCAUAUUUGGAACAUGGAAAAUGUAAGGUAUGCCUGGAAUAUUUUUAAUGAAACAAAGCACGCAGAGACUAAUGGGAUAAUGUCAGAAGGACCUGGGGGACAAUUUAAAGGAGCUCCCACAGGUCAAAUUUAGGACAAUUUAAACAUCAAAAAGAAUAAUCACAGUAAUUGGUUAUAACAUGUUAAGUAAAAUAAAAUGAGCCUAUAAUGAAAAAAUAGAGAAAAAAAAGAAAAGCUCUUUAUGUACUUAUUUGAAGAAUGUCAUCGUUCAUUGUACAUGGAGUGAUAGAUUUAGAAAAAUCACCAUCUUACAACCCUUACUGUAAUUAAAUCAGGCAUGUUCAAUGGAUGGGGAAACCCUAUUAGGUGAAAAAAAAUUAACAAACAUUAUUUACAUGAUGUCAAAAGAUCACAGAUACCAAUUGCAAAGGAAAGAUAUGCCUUUAUAAUGGAGAGAUCUUGCUAUCAAACUUAAUUUCUCUACUAGUGGGACAACCUGACAUGUGACUCGUGACAAGAUGCAGUAUGAAGUACACAUGAUCAUUGUGAUGUAUUCUUGCCAAAAAAAUUUUGAUGAAAAUCUAAUUAAAUCUCUUAUCUAGACUGAUCUUCCUGUCACAAGAAAUACAAGGAAUAGAGGAACAAGUUGAAUUACAUAGUAAGGAAUUAAACCCAGAAUGUGAGUUACUACACAUGACAGCUUGUCUGGACUUUUCAAAAAGCCAAUGUAAUAAAACAAAAAAUGGAGUCUUCUAGAUUAAGACACUCGAGAUAUAACCAACUGCAAGGUGUGACUCUUAUUUGGGAUCUGAUUCAGAAAAAUCAGAACAACUGUAAGGACAUUUGGGGAGACGCUUGGGGAAAUACGAGGUUAGAAUUGGUAUUAGAUAAUGUGGUAUGUUUAAUUUUCCUAGGUAUAAUGGGGGUAUUGAGGUAUAAAGGACAAUAUCCUUAUUCUUAGGAGAUGCAUGCAAAAGUUUUCAAGUUUGAAGAGUCAUGAUGUUUGCAGCAUAUUUCAAAUAAAUAUGUCAAAAUUAGUCAACUGUUGUUGACUCUGUGGAGGAUAUAGUUAUGUUCAUUGGUCAUUCUCUAAACUUUUCUGUAUGUUAAAAUUUUAAUAAAAAAUUGAGGCAAAAUGUGAUUGGAAAAGUGAUGAAUAUGAAACUUCCAGUCAAUAUUCUUCCUUUGUACUUAUAAAUUUCCUGUUUGAGAGUUUAUCCCAUAUGGAUAUAAUCAUUGGAAAUAACUUUGGUUGGUUCUGGUUCCACCUUAUGGAAUAAGCACACACCACCUUAUAUCUCCCACUAAAUCUGACUAAAAAUCCUAGAGAAUGCAUGAAGCCGCUGCCUGAGGAUCCUGAAAAGUAAUGGUAGCAGGCAGAUUUGGGAAGGAAACCAGAUUUUGAAAUAAGGCCAGUCUGGCACUCCCAGACAUUCCUGUGGUGAGGACACUGGUGGUUGAACAGACAUCUAAACCUCUGAGAGAGGAGAACCCUUAUCUCUGGUCAGAGGAACUGUGGGCCAAAAGGUUGGAAGAAUCCCCACUGCUUUUCUUCUCUUACUAUCUUUUUGCUACUUGGACCUGGAGGUAGAUAUAUCCAUUAGGUGUGUACCAGAGAGGAGAACCUAAAGCCUUGGUAUUUUAACCAGAAAACCAGGAAUAGAAGUGGCCCCUGGGAGCUGGAAUGUGUCAGGGUGGUGACAGAAAAGAAAACUCAGGAAAGCCAUCUCAUAAAGUUGUGUAUAUAAUCCCAGACUCACCCCUGAUCUGGACCCAGAGUCUCAUUCAAAACGCACAGGAUAUAAUGCAGAAUUGCACAAAGUAUAAAAAUCAGGAAAAUUGCAACAACUCAUAAGGAAAAAGAAAACAGGCACUGCCCCAAGAUGACACAAAUGUUGAAAUUAUAAAGUAGGUGUUAUAAAAAUGUUUCCAAAAAUGUGAGCAUUCUUGAAUGGAAACUUCAAAAUUCUCAGCAGGAAAAUAAUAUAUUAAAAGGAACCAAAUGGAAAUUUUAGAACUGAAAAAUACAGUCACAAAAUUUACCAAAAAAAAAAAAAUCAUUGGAAAGACUUAGUAGCAGAAUAGAGAUGACAGGGAAAAGAGUCAGUAAACUGAAGAUAGGUUGACAUAUAUCCAAACUGAACUAGAAAGAGAAAAAAAUACAUGAUCAUAUCAAUUGAUGCAGAAAAAAAUUUUGACAAAAUUAUCCAUUUAUGAUAAAAACUCAGAAUAUUACAAAUAAAAGAGAAAUUAAUCUAAUAAA